UAAAUCGUUUCAAUUAUCAUAUGAUGUUCUACCCAAAAAAAAAAUAAAACAAUGUUUAAUAACGAAAAAAAAUCCGGAAUACGUGUAUUUUUCUACUAGCCUCGAGAACGUUCUUCAAAAAAUGUGCACACCACAACUCUGGAACCUUCUACAAUAUGCUUUCUAUGCGUUUCUAGAAUCCCUUUUCCCCUUCUCCAAGUCACUCUAAAUGCUAUAAAACCAACACAUUAUACGUACACACAUUAAUCAUUAUCAUCUUAGUCGUCAAAAAUCAACUCCAUAGCAGCUCAUUAUUUCUCAAUGGCAACUUCAAUGGCUCUUAGGAGGGUUACCAUCUCACCCCUCUACAACAGGCUUGUUAACCCUGUCCGUUCUGCAUCAGUUGCUCCUUCUGUUUUCAGAUCUUUCAAUACUAACGCUCAGAUGGCUUCUUACGAUGAAGAUGAUCGCGGAGUCGAUGUUGAUAGGCGCUCCGGUCGUUCCGUGUCUCGCCGUCAGGACGGUUUACCCAGUUUCUUCUCAGAUGUGUUUGAUCCAUUUUCACCGCCAAGGAGUGUGAGCCAGCUGCUAAACAUGAUGGACCAAAUGAUCGAUUCUCCAUUUGUAGCGGCGCCUCGUUCUAUGGGCGCCGUAGUCCCAUCAAGGAGAGGAUGGGACGUGAGGGAGGAUGCUGAUGCUCUGUAUAUAAAAAUGGAUAUGCCUGGACUCGACAAGGAUAAUGUGAAGGUGGCAGUGGAGCAGAACACGCUGAUCAUCAAAGGAGAGGGCGAGAAAGAAUCCGAGGAUGAAGAGUGUAGGAGAAGGUACUCUACCAGACUGGAAAUUCCACAAAAGCUGUAUAAAUUGGAUGGGAUUAAGGCGGAGAUGAAGAACGGGGUGUUGAAAGUAGCGGUUCCAAAGGUGAAGGAAGAAGAGAGGAAAGAUGUUUUCAAUGUUCAAGUUGAAUGAGCCUUCAGUUGUGUUGAGCUUGUGCAAUUUUUAGGUGAAUAUUGUGUGAAAAAUAACCUGCUGAACGGUGGAAAUAUGGUUGUCCCUUCAAUUAUCGAACGAACAGUUUUAAGUUGUUAGUAUACUGCUCUUCAUGUC
Messenger RNA from Capsicum annuum, 1086 nucleotides. RefSeq names its product small heat shock protein, chloroplastic. The transcript has 2 exons. Lineage: Eukaryota; Viridiplantae; Streptophyta; Magnoliopsida; Solanales; Solanaceae. The coding region runs from base 301 to 948 and encodes 215 amino acids. The record is from RefSeq and is a predicted model, not a curated record.